This is a messenger RNA of Caenorhabditis sp. 36 PRJEB53466, 3425 nucleotides long. Lineage: Eukaryota; Metazoa; Nematoda; Chromadorea; Rhabditida; Rhabditidae. The record is from the annotation of a GenBank genome assembly.
AUGGUGGAGAGUACUCCGAACCGCCCAAAAACUGAAAAAGAGUUGAAAAAGGAAGCAGAGAAGGCUGCGAAGCUGGCAAAGUUCGAGGAGAAACAGAAGAAGCUGGCCGAACAGAAGGCCGCCGCCACGGCGAAGCCAGCCAAGGAGGUAAGCGCUGAAAAUGAAGUUCUGUCGAGAAUUGUAGUUAAAAUAUGAAUUUUCCAGUUAAAAGCUAAGAAGGAGCCUGUUGCCAAUGUCACGCCGGUCGACAAUACUGUUGCAGGCGAGAAGAAAGGUUAGUUUUUGUUUCAGAGCGUUUUUUCAACUAAAUUUUUUUGUUUUCAGAUAUUGCCGCCGAGCUCCCGUCUGCGUACUGCCCCAGCUACGUCGAGUCGGCGUGGUAUUCGUGGUGGGAGAAGCAGGGGUUCUUCAAGCCCGAAUACAUCGACAAGCUUCACCCGAACUCGAACCCCAGGUCGUUCACCAUCUGCAUUCCGCCGCCGAACGUCACAGGAACCCUUCACGUCGGACAUGCGCUCGCCACGACCGUCGAGGACACGAUCACUCGUUUCAACAGAAUGCACGGCAAGAGAACGCUUUUCAAUCCCGGAUGCGAUCACGCCGGAAUCGCCACGCAGGUCGUCGUUGAGAAGAGAUUGAAAAGAGAGCGAGGACUUACGAGACACGAUUUGGGCAGAGACCGCUUCAACCAAGAGGUGUGGCACUGGAAGAACGAGAAGGGAGACGUGAUCUACGAUCAAUUCCGGAAACUCGGAGCCUCCGUCGACUGGGAUCGUGCCGUGUUCACCAUGGAUCCGAAGAUGUGCCGCGCGGUCACUGAAGCAUUCAUCAGAAUGCACGAAACAGGGACCAUCUACCGCUCGAACCGCCUCGUCAACUGGAGUUGCGCUCUUCGUUCUGCCAUCUCCGAUAUCGAGGUCGAUAAGAAGGAGCUGACCGGAAGCACGCUCAUCGCCGUCCCCGGAUACGAUCAGAAGAUCGAGUUCGGAGUGCUCAACUCGUUUGCCUACAAAAUUCAGGGAUCUGAGGAGGAGAUCGUCGUUUCCACGACUCGUAUUGAGACGAUGCUCGGAGAUUCCGGAAUCGCCGUUCAUCCGGACGAUCAACGGUACAAGCAUCUCGUCGGAAAGAAGUGUAUUCAUCCGUUUAUUCCAUCCCGCGAACUUCCGAUCUUCGCGGAUUCCUUUGUUGAAAUGGAGUUUGGAACCGGAGCUGUGAAGAUUACUCCAGCCCACGAUCACAACGAUUACGAGGUCGGAAUCCGUCAGAACCUUCCGUUCCACAACUGCAUAACCGACGAUGGAGCCAUCUCCGCCGGUUGCGGACAGUUCUCCGGAAUGAAGCGAUUUGAAGCGAGAGCCGCCGUCAUCGAAGCGCUGAAAGAGAAGGGAUUGUAUCGCGGAAAGGAGGAUAAUCCGAUGGUCGUGCCCACGUGCUCCCGUUCCAAGGACGUCAUCGAGCCGAUUCUGAAGCCGCAGUGGUACGUCAAGUGCACACAUAUGGCCGAGAAGGCAGUCGCGGCGGUGGCCAGCGGAGAGCUUCAAAUCAUUCCGGAAUUCCACAAAGCUACCUGGAACCGAUGGCUCGAGUCGAGCAGAGAUUGGUGCAUUUCCCGGCAGCUCUGGUGGGGACACCGCAUUCCCGCCUAUUUCGUCACUUUCUCCGAUGGAAGGGCUCAACCGCUGUCCGAAGAAGAGUACUGGAUUUCGGCCAGAACUGAGCAGGAGGCUCGUGAGAAGGCCGCCAAGAAGUUCGAUGUUGCGCAGGAGAUUGUCCAGCUGAAAUGGGACGAGGACGUGCUCGACACGUGGUUCUCCUCUGGAAUGUGGCCGUUCGCCGUGUUUGGAUGGCCAGAGAAGACCAGAGACAUGGAUUUGUUCUUUCCGUCGGCCGUCCUGGAGACCGGUCACGAUAUUCUCUUCUUCUGGGUCGCCAGAAUGGUCUUCAUGGCCCAAGAGCUCACCGGAAAGCUUCCGUUCAAGGAGAUCCUUCUGCACGCGAUGAUCCGCGACGCGCACGGACGCAAAAUGUCGAAAUCUCUCGGAAACGUCAUUGAUCCGCUGGAUGUGAUCAGAGGAGUCACACUGGAAGGACUUCAGGAGCAGCUUCUCUCUGGAAACCUCGACGAAAAGGAGAUCGCGGUGGCGAAGGCCGGACAGGCCAGAGAUUAUCCGGACGGAAUCCCAGAAUGUGGAGUCGACGCACUUCGCUUCGCUCUUCUCGCCUACACCUCCCAGGGAAGGGAUAUCAAUUUGGAUGUGCUCAGAGUCCAGGGCUACCGAUUCUUCUGCAACAAAAUCUGGCAGGCGGUGCGAUUCACGCUCAACCAGUUCAACGAGAAGGCCGACCAGAAGCCCGCUUUCAAGAUCGACAUUUCCAAGGCGUCGCCGACUGACAAAUGGAUUCUCUCGAAACUCGCCGGCGCUGUGAAGGAGACCAACGAAGGCCUGAAGGUCUACAACUUCACUCAGGCCACCACUGUCACCUACAACUUCUGGCUCUACGACUUCUGCGACGUAUACAUCGAGGCCAUCAAGCCGGUUUUGUACGGAGGUGACGCCGCCGCCCGUCAAGUCGCUCUUUCGGUGCUCUAUUUGUGCGUCGACACCGGACUCCGACUCAUUUCUCCGCUGAUGCCGUUCAUCUCCGAAGAGCUCUGGCAACGUCUUCCGCGUCUCGCUGACGCCGACUACUCGGCUCCGUCGGUCACUGUUGCCCAGUACCCCAUUGCGGAGAAGUAUGCACAGUAUUUGGACGAGAAGCUCGAGGCAUCGUUCGAAUUCGCCAAAGAAGUCGUCGGAAAGGUGCGAUCGCUCAGAGCCGACUACGAUUUGACAGCCAGAACCAAGAUUAGCAGUAAGUUUUAGUUCUCUUGGCAUAAUUUUUUGCUUUUCUCCAUUUCAUUUCGUAAAAUCGCUUUUUUCCAGUUCAAAUUCUCGCUGAAACUGCUGAAGAUCAGAAGAUGCUCAAUGAUCUGUCAGAUUUGAUUGCCACGUUAACAUGGAGCAAAAGUGUAAGACAAAUUACAUUCGUGUGAAUUCAACUGCAUCUUUAUAUUUUUCAGGUAUCCAUCCUCGAACAGAAUGAGAAGAGCCAAGUGGAGAAGGGAUCGGCCCAUAUUGCGUGUGGAGGCAGGUGUCAAGCCUACAUCAAUCUCACUGGGAUCAUCGACAUUGCCAAAGAGGUAUCCGACUUUUGGUUGUUUUUAAAACUCGACAUAUCAAUUUCAGAUCGAAAAGCUCGGAGCCAAGCUGGAAAAGAAUGAAAUUUCAGUGAAGAAGAUCGCUGAAUUGCAAGCCAGCGCCGACUACGAAACGAAAGUUCCUUCCGGAAUUCGUGCUCGCGAUCAGGAGAAGAAGACGUCGCUGGAGAAGGAGAUUGACAAUAUCACCGCCGCGAUUUCCCAGCUGAAGGCUCUCAAUUAA